Molecule: messenger RNA, 846 nt
Organism: Engraulis encrasicolus (European anchovy)
Lineage: Eukaryota; Metazoa; Chordata; Actinopteri; Clupeiformes; Engraulidae
Exons: 5
Coding region: 72-833 (253 amino acids)
Source: RefSeq, a predicted model, not a curated record
UAACACUACAAGUAAUUGCAGAAGGGGAAGAAGACGAAUCUACCCAGGAUUGGAUAACGGCCACCAAAAGGAUGAGACCAUCUCCCGAGAACCUUGCAUCCAUCAAAAUGGGCAUGGAGAAAACUUUCAACAACCGAAGGUGCUGGAUCACAACUCAGUCGCCAACAGUAGAGGAGAUUUUUCAUCAGUACCCUCGCUUUGUAGACCUGCCAUAUUUGUUUGAUGCAGAGUUCGCAAGAAUGUUUCCUGGCAAGGAAAAUCAAUUACUUCGGAAAUGGGAAGGACAUAUCGUUCCAAAGCUCCUGAAAGUGGCCAGACUGGAAAAUGAAAAUGAUCCUGAUCCUCUGUCAGCUGGUGAGGAGAGUGAUGAGUCACGUUGUUUUAGAGCGCUGAAGUCACUCACCAGUUUUCUACCUCCAACUGCAACUGGGAGGAACAAAGGAUGGUCCAAGUGCAGCGUGAAAUCAGCCUUGUCAUACAUCCUGGAGGUGAAACAGACUGGAACAAGCAUACCCAGCCUCUACCAGGAACAAACGGCAGGACAAGCAGAAGUACAGCAACCAAAGCUCGUGUGUCUGGGAAAUCCAUGCUCAGCAGCAGCACAAUAUAUUAUUGUGGCAAAGCACGACAAGGUUGCCAUCCCUUUACAGGAUGAAGGACUGACAUGUGCCCUGGAUAAGUUGUUCAAAAUGUUGUGGGUUUGUAAUGUAGCAUAUCCUGUCCAACUUAGCGCUGUGUAUUCUUUUCUUGAGCAUGUUUAUGACUUACCCACCUCAGCACCAAAAAGAUCAAAAGUUUUGGAGUUGAUUACCAAGAUCCAUGCACUAGAGUAGACUAAUAUGUACA